CUUAUGAGGGAUGGGGAGUCGGGGUCGCCAGGGGGACCCGGGGGGGUGCAGGGAGGCCUGCCUGCUUGUGCUUGAGGUCUUUGAGGGUCCCUCCAGGCUGCCUCUCUCUCCCACGCGCCGGCCAGUCCCCACCCACUCCUGGCCGCCGCUUCCCCUUUCGCCCUCUGGGCCCCGCCCGGGCCGCGGCCCCCUCCUCCCGCCGCUUCCCCGCCUGCUGGCCGCCCGAAGCCCGCGCUGCCUGACCAUGGAGCCUCGCAGCAGCCCCCGCGAGCCGCUCCUGCGCACGGAGCCCGGCGAGGACUACCAGGCCGUGGCGCACGCGGACCCUCGCCAGGUGGAGAAGGACUACUACCGGUCUCUCCGGAGCCGGCGGCUGUUCGUGGCGGCCUUGGCGGCCGUUCUGGGCAACUUCUCCUUCGGCUUCGCCCUGGUCUACCCGUCGCCCGUCAUCCCGGCGCUGGAGCGGUCGCAAGUCCGCAGCCUGCAGCUCUCCGAGGCCGCCGCCUCCUGGUUCGGGUCUGUCUUCACCUUGGGAGUUGCUGCAGGUGGUUUGGGCACCAUGUACUUCAAUGAUUGCUGGGGCCGCAAGCUGAGCAUCAUGACCUCUGCUGUCCCUUCCGCCUUCGGAUACCUCCUGAUGGGCAGCGCACAAGAAGUCUGGAUGCUGCUGGUGGGCAGGCUGUUGACGGGCUUUGCAGGCGGCGUGACAUCUGCCUCCAUACCUGUCUACAUUUCCGAAAUCUCUUACCCAGGGAUCCGAGGAGCUCUGGGUUCCUGUCCUCAGAUCAUGGCUGUCUUGGGAGCCCUCACCCUCUACUCUUUAGGCCUUGUCCUUCCCUGGCGCUGGCUGGCCGUGGCCGGGGAGGUGCCGGUCCUCCUCAUGAUCAUCCUGCUGUGCUUCAUGCCUGACUCGCCACGAUUCCUGAUCUCCAAGAGGAAGGACGAUGAAGCCCUGAGCGCCUUGACCUGGCUGCGGGGGCAGGACACUGAUUACCAGUGGGAGUACGAACAGAUCAAAGACAGCGUGAAGGAGCAGAGCAAACCAAUCACUUGGGCUGAGCUGAAAACCCCCUACAUCUACAAGCCAGUGGGCAUUACUUUGCUGAUGCGGUUCUUGCAGCAGCUCUCCGGCAUCACCCCCAUCCUCGUGUACCUGCAGCUGAUCUUUGACAGUACGGCAGUUAUUCUGGCACCACAGUAUGAUGCUGUGCUCGUGGGGGCCGUACGCUUAGUGUCGGUGAUUGUUGCUGCGUCCUCAAUGGAUAAAGCUGGGAGGAAGAUUCUCCUCUACAUCUCAGCUGUCAUCAUGUUUGCCUCCAGCCUAACCCUGGGAUUGUACAUACACUACGUCCCUCUGCACCGCAACACCUCCACAACAGCUGUCAACAGCAGCCACGAGAGUCUUGUCCCCCACCCAGCAAACGGCCUCACCAUCCUUCCUUUGAUCGCCACCAUGUUCUUCAUCAUAGGUUACGCCGUGGGUUGGGGUCCCAUCACCUGGCUGCUGAUGGGUGAGGUUCUCCCCCUGAAGGCACGAGGGAUGGUGUCGGGCCUCUGUGUGCUCGUGAGCUGGUUGACGGCCUUUGCCCUGACAAAAGCCUUUUUGCGGGUUAAGGAGGCCUUUGGCCUGGAAGUGCCCUUCUUUUUCUUCAGCAUCAUCUGCGUGAUAAACCUGAUCUUCACAAAAUGGUUGAUUCCCGAAACCAAAGGCAGGUCCUUGGAGCGGAUAGAAUCAUAUUUCCGGACUGGGCGGAAGUCAUUUCUGGAAUCCCUCCGGCGCCACAGAUAAACUCAUGACAGCCAAUUCAAAAUAGAAGGUCAGGAGGGAGAGUUUUGAGAGCAGCAGGGGAUGACUACAUGUGGUGACUAAUCUCCAAAAGAAGAGGGAUUGCCAGUUUUUCAAUUGGGGGGGGGGGGGUUGAGAGGAAGGAGAAGGCGUUGAAGGAGCUCAUUUGCACCGGUUAACUUGCUGCUGGGCAAGAGCUAGGCAAGCAAAGGUAUCUGCACUGGGAAGCUGGAAUCACACACACACACCCUGCCCAUGGAUCCUGCUUUGACUCUGAAGUCCCCAGGAGGGGGUCUUGGGUAAGCUGCUUCCCCUCUGCCUUGGCCCUCUGCAAAGUGGGAACAACAGUUGUGACCCCCUUCCCCAAACACAUUGUCAGAAAGAUUUCUGAGGGAACUGCCAAGACCCUCAGGUUUUUGAAGCCAUGGUAAUAAUAACCCAAGGGUUACCCGUGGGUGCAGCUGAGCCCUCAGGGCUCCAAAGGACAAAGAUGGCUGAGAAGUCUUUGACAAUCACAUACCUAAACCCCAGAAUAUUCUGUUCUUUGUGACCUGCAAUACGAUUGCCCAGAAAGGGUUCUUCUACAGGUGACUUCUGCUUAUGCGGGGCAGCUCACAGCAAAACUGCUUAUGAGGGCUGAACAGAUCCAUGAACAGAUUUUCCCAAGUAGGGUGUUUUUGAAAAAACAUCCACAAGGAUACACAAGGGAAGGGGUUGUUGAGCGGGGUCUGUUUGCAGAGAUGAAUAGACUGGACUAAUUAAAAGCAUUCUGGGUCAGUCACAUUUUAUGGCACACGAUUGUACACAAAGAAGUCAAGGAACCAAAUAUUUAGUUUUGGAUUUCUUCCUCCCCAAUAAAUUUCGGUUCUGAAAGAA
Sphaerodactylus townsendi is the source of this 2662-nucleotide messenger RNA. It is a transcript of the gene SLC2A6, whose product is annotated as solute carrier family 2 member 6. Gene Ontology annotation, biological process: transmembrane transport. Lineage: Eukaryota; Metazoa; Chordata; Lepidosauria; Squamata; Sphaerodactylidae. Gene Ontology annotation, molecular function: transmembrane transporter activity. Gene Ontology annotation, cellular component: membrane. The record is from RefSeq and is a predicted model, not a curated record. Bases 11 to 1789 code for a protein of 592 amino acids. The transcript is spliced from 10 exons.